AUGUUUACCGUGGGGGCCAUACUGACGACAGUAGCUGUGAUUAUCUGCCUGGCAGUCGCUGCUUGCCUGAUACUGAGAAGAUUCAAACUCAAAUUGAAACGCAAAGCAGCUCGGCGUCUCCCUAUUUCACAGAACGCGAACCCAGCAGUAAGCCUAGAUGACAUCAGUGAGGCGUCCGAUCUAUCUGCCGCUAACCCACUCUAUGAACAUGCCGGUGCUGUGCUGAACCUUCCCCACAUUAAGAUGUGCCCUGAACUUCAGGAAGACAGCUCAGUUGCCCAGAUGGCUCAGGAAUUUCGGAAUCUACCAGCAUCUAGUAACCAAGCUUCACACCAUGGGCGUCUGACAGAAAACAUGACCAAAAACAGAUACCAAGACAUUCUGCCAUUUGACACAACUCGCGUCUGUCUGACAGUAGAGAAGGAGAAUCAGAGUGACUAUAUCAACGCCUCCUACAUUGACGGUUACAGGAAUCAAUCAGAGUACAUUGCAACACAAGGUCCACAGAGCCACUUGAUGCUGGACUUCUGGAGAAUGGUCUGGCAGGUUGAAGCCACCAAGAUCGUAAUGCUGACAAGACUUGUAGAAGGAGGAUUUGUGAAGUGUGACAAGUACUGGCCUUGCUGCAGCAUGAACUGCAAGACCUACGGGGAUGUUUCUGUCCAGUGUGUUGAAGAGAGGGUGUUUGAACACUAUACGACAAGACAGUUCGCCGUUUGGAAAGCCAACUCUCAAACAAGGAAGAUACACCACUUGCACUACACAUCGUGGCCGGCACAUGGUGUACCAGAUGAAGUGACCACGCUAAUUGACUUCUAUAAGGUGGUCAAGAACACAGAUGCAGAUGAAGAAGGCCCUACAGUUGUACACUGCAGUGCUGGGGUUGGACGAACGGGGACGUUCCUGGCCCUGGGACAUUUGAUUGAGCAGUCGAGGUAUGAAGGCCAAGCCUGUGUGUUCGCCUGUGUCCAGGGAUUCCGACUGCAGCGAAUGAAUAUGGUGAACACAGUGGAGCAGUACAUUCUACUGUACCAUGCCCUGGUCGAGGCCCUGAAGACCCGGGGGAUACUGCCUGACAAUUGUAGACCUGUGUGGCUUCAGUGCCAGCGAUGCUGGCAGAACGUCCCCCAUCAACCUGUGUGUAAUGGUGUGCUGAUGAGACCGGUGGCAAAUAGACCCGCGAAUGCCCUUUCUCUUCAAGAUGCAAGGUGAUUCCAGAUGGGCUGUCAUUGUUCAUGCACCUGACUCGAAAUUCGACCUUUCGUAAAGUGCCUGUGUAUACCACAUGUACUCCUCACACGUGUAUCCACUGAAGGGUGUUCUGCGUGUUCAUCAAGCCACAAUUCGCCUCUAGUCUGACACGCCCUUGCUGUUAAUUUCUAAAUGACGGCCAUUUUCAUUUUAUUACUCUUCAAGUCAGGCUCUGUCCUUAAAUGAAUGCAUUGUCUAAACUGACCGAACUUUUGCGUCUUUAUAGAAUCGGACAUUUUACUGAACAUGUUUGGAGUGAGCUUUCGAACCACCAAUUAUCUCACUUGCAUAAUUUAGAUAUGAAAAUUCAUUUUCGUACGCAAUGUUAACAACGUAAAAUGUGCGAAAAAUAUGAGAUUUGUUGACAUUUCCCAACUUGUAUGUACAUAAAUAAUUUUAUGCAUAUUUCUCUAUUCACAAAGUCAUCAUGUUUGUCCUCCGUCUAUAGAUUAUGCACAUGUAUCAACAAUGAUGAAGUAUACACUCGAGCCUAUUUCAGCGCACAUAUUAAUGCAGGCUUGGCAUAUGUAUAAAAUGUUCUUGUAUAGUUACGAUAAUGACUUAGUUUCCGUUUGAUCAUUCUUAAAACUGGGCCCUUUCUUCAGUCAUUAGAAUCACUGUUAUUAAUCUGGCUGACUUAAUUUUUAAUCGGUCAUGGUAACGUCUUCUCCAGGUAUUCAACCAUAUAUUUCCAAGUACCUAUCCGUUACUGAAGUACGUUGUAGAUAGUUAAACCAUUGGCGUAAUUUGAAUCCUCAGAAAUAAUUUAAUCUACGAAUUAAUAAUAGAUCCAUCAAAUGAAGUCAGCUGCUGUACAUAUGUCGUAGCGUACGUAAUCUUAUUCUAAACAAAACGUAUCAAUAUUUAACUUAGGAGAAAUAAGUAAAUAUGUCCUCAUUUUAUGGUCCACGAUAGAGAUAAAACAUUUCACGUUUGUUAAAUUAUAUCAUGUAACUGCCAUGAAACCUCACAUGAACUGUGAAGGUGGAGAGAGUCGUCAUCUUUGCACAUACGUAGAACUUCAUGUUUUCUGUAUUUUAAUAAAUAAAACUGUACAUGAA
Messenger RNA from Haliotis rubra (blacklip abalone), 2312 nucleotides. RefSeq names its product receptor-type tyrosine-protein phosphatase T-like. The record is from RefSeq and is a predicted model, not a curated record. The transcript is spliced from 12 exons. The coding region runs from base 1 to 1212 and encodes 403 amino acids. Gene Ontology annotation, biological process: protein dephosphorylation. Lineage: Eukaryota; Metazoa; Mollusca; Gastropoda; Lepetellida; Haliotidae. Gene Ontology annotation, molecular function: protein tyrosine phosphatase activity.